AUGAAUACUGCAAUUACCAAUUCACUUAGACGCUUCUACACAACUGGCGUCGGAAGACCAACAAUGAAGAUGUUGGGUCAAAAGAAAGGCAAAGAUGGAAAGUUAUUCACUGUCCCACCAAAGACAUGGGAUGAAUCCGUUUCAUCACCAAGUGAAGCCAUUGUCAAGGCCGAAAGAUCAUCAAACAAGUCCUUUGAAGAAUUGCAAAGGUUGUCUGUUAGACGUAUUCACAAGUUGAACAUCUAA
Molecule: messenger RNA, 246 nt
Organism: Acytostelium subglobosum LB1
Lineage: Eukaryota; Evosea; Eumycetozoa; Acytosteliales; Acytosteliaceae
Exons: 2
Coding region: 1-246 (81 amino acids)
Source: RefSeq, a predicted model, not a curated record